CCUAAAAUUUAUAGACACAUUCACCUCCAUGGCUAAACCAAUGAUGGGACUCACUGAAAACAACUCAGCCACAUACUUGUCCUCUGGCAAUCCAUGCCUUGACUUGUUCUUCCAUGUUGUCCCUGACACCCCUGCUUCUCAGCUUGUCGAACGUCUCGAAGCGUCAUGGGCUCAUGAUCCAUUGACUACCCUGAAGCUCAUCUGCAAUCUUCGAGGCGUUCGAGGCACUGGCAAAUCCGAUAAAGAAGGGUUCUACACUGCUGCACUUUGGCUUCACAAAAACCAUCCCAAAACCCUAGCAUGCAAUGUGCAUGCUUUUGCUUUGUUUGGUUACUUCAAGGAUCUGUUGGAGAUCAUGUUUCGUGUACUUGAAGGCCCUGAUGCGAGAAGUAUAAUGAGGGAGGAGUGGAAAUCUAUCAAGAGUGGCUCGAGAAGUAAGGGUGUAAAGAGGAAGUUUGAGGAUGGUAAUGAUGGGGAAAAGGAGAAUGCUGAUACUAAAGAGGCCAGGAAGAAGCGGAGAAAAAGAGCGAAGGUGCCUAGAGAAGAGAGGAUUGAGGCCAAUAGGUUUAAAUUGAUGGGAGAGCAACAAAGGGCUAGGGAUUUGAGAAAGGACAAGGAGCUUGAGAGAUCAAAGAAAGCUAUGGAUAUGUAUAAUACUGAUGUGGAUUAUCAGUUCUUGUUUGAGAGUAUUUCAUCUCUUUUCGCGGACUUAUUGAAGGCAGACAUAGAGUUUGUGAAUUCUAAUGAGGCGAAGAAUAUCAGUUUGGCUGGAAAGUGGUGCCCUACUAUUGAUUCUUCCUACGAUAGGUACACGUUGAUAUGUGCUAGUAUCGCAAAGAAACUCUUCCCCUGUGAAUCAGACCCUGAGUAUGAAGGAAUUGCGGAUGAUCAGUAUGUGUUUAGAGUUAGGCAUAGGUUGAGGAAACAAGUUCUUGUUCCGCUUCAUGAGGCCCUCAAGUUGCCUGAGGUUUAUAUGAGUGCAAGAGAAUGGGGAUCAGUUGCUUAUAACAGAGUUGCCUCUGUUGCAAUGAAGAAAUACACCAAUAUUUUCAAGGACCAUGAUGAGGAAAGGUUUACCAAGUAUCUUGAGAAUGUCAAACAGGGGAAAACAAAGAUUGCAGCCGGAGCAUUGCUUCCACACAAAAUAGUCAAGGCUUGUUUGAAUCCUUAUAGUAAGAAUGAGGAAGAAAAGACUGUUGCGGAGCUGCAAUGGAAAAGAAUGGUGGAUGAUGUGACGAAGAAGGGGAAACUAACAAAUUGUAUUGCAGUUUGUGAUGUCUCUGGAAGCAUGAUUGGAACUCCGAUGGAAGUUUCAGUUUCACUGGGGAUGUUAGUCUCUGAGCUAAGCGAAGAGCCUUGGAAGGGACAGGUGAUUACUUUCAGUGAAAACCCGCAGCUUCACAUCAUCAAAGGAGAUACACUCAAGGAAAAGGCUGAAUUUGUUAGGGAUAUGCAGUGGAAUAUGAAUACUGAUUUCCAGAAGGUUUUUGAUCGUAUAUUGGAGAUUGCUGUCACUGCACAGCUGAGCCAAGAGCAGAUGAUAAAGACGGUGUUUGUUUUCAGUGAUAUGGAGUUUGAUCAAGCAUCCGCGAAUCCAUGGAAGACUGAUUACAAAGUGAUUAAGAAGAAAUUCAGGAAAAGCGGGUACAGAGUACCUGAAAUUGUGUUCUGGAACCUCAGGAGCUCGUCUUCAACGCCUGUCAAAGCCACGCAAAACGGAGUAGCUAUGCUCAGUGGAUUUUCAAAGAAUUUGCUGACUCUGUUCUUGAAUGGAACAGAAGAAAUCAAUCCUGAGCUUGUGAUGGAGGCGGCUAUUUCUGGCGAAGAGUAUCAAAGACUAGCUUUAUAUGAUUGAUUAGUAAGUAAUAUCUAAAUGUGUUUAGGUAGUUCAUUCAGUCUUAUUCAUCAUUACUCCAUAGUUUUAAUUCAUCAUGAUUUCUCGCAAGAAGUAUAUUUGCUCUGUAAUAAUCCAUCUCCUGAUGCAAACUCAUGAAUUUUCUGAUUUGGAGAUAUAGGAUUGAUAUCUAUCAGUUAUUUCGAAUUAUGAAGAUGAAACUUGAAGCAUGAAGAUACUGUAACUUCAUGUUAGAAGUA
Daucus carota subsp. sativus is the source of this 2094-nucleotide messenger RNA. RefSeq lists its product as uncharacterized. The record is from RefSeq and is a predicted model, not a curated record. Bases 29 to 1855 code for a protein of 608 amino acids. Lineage: Eukaryota; Viridiplantae; Streptophyta; Magnoliopsida; Apiales; Apiaceae. The transcript has a single exon.